CGCUGUUUCCUCCCAGCCUGGGGUCAGAGGUCAGAGGUCAUCCAGCAGAGGAGAGGAUGCGCUCAUCAUGAAUCUGCACAGACAAGUUGAUGGUGAAGGGGUCAAGCGCAGGACUGUGAUGUCCUUCAGAAACACCCAGAUCAUCAGCAUCAGCGGGUCACUCUCAGCCGCUCGCCCUGGAGCAGAUGAACACAGGCCAUCACCCAGUGAUCUCUCUGGAGGACCAGCCCAUGCUCCUGCAUCCACCAGCAAGAUAUUUUUCUCCGAUCUGGAUGAGAUUCCAGGUUUGGGAGGAGAACCCGAGGAACCCACUCUGGAAGAACGCUGUGCUCAGGCCAUCGAUAACAAAGCUCUGGAGAUCGAGGAGUUGUACAAACAGGACUGCGAGACCUUUGGGAUAGUGGUGAAGAUGCUCCUCUCCAAAGAUCCAACUCUCGAACCAAUGCUUGUGUCAGUGCUGCAUAAGAACCUGGUAGAAAUCGGGGAAAAAUACUUGGAAAAGCUCAGCCAGUUCAUCUCUGAGGUGAAUGCAUUGGUCAAACCGGCCAAACCUAGCCAUGAUGGAUAAACUGACCAUGAAGCACUUUAUCAUGCUUACUCAACUUACAGAAACACCCUAGUUUAGUAGUAAUGUUUGUUUGGUUUUUGCACAUCUUGUCAUGUUAUUCAGCUCAGCUGUCCUUAGCACAUUUGUUAAACUUUUAAUUCAAGAACCACUCUUAACAGUUCAUUGUUUACCUUAAAUUCUGUAUCUUUAAUUAGCUAUACUCAAAGAUAUUGGAUUUUUGCUGUUAUGAGAAUGCAACAUGUUCAUCAUUAAA
Molecule: messenger RNA, 821 nt
Organism: Carassius gibelio (silver crucian carp)
Lineage: Eukaryota; Metazoa; Chordata; Actinopteri; Cypriniformes; Cyprinidae
Product: periphilin-1
Exons: 5
Coding region: 68-568 (166 amino acids)
Biological process (GO): negative regulation of gene expression, epigenetic; negative regulation of DNA-templated transcription; protein localization to heterochromatin
Cellular component (GO): nucleoplasm
Source: RefSeq, a predicted model, not a curated record